Coregonus sp. 'balchen' is the source of this 6175-nucleotide messenger RNA. NCBI's taxonomy places the organism in Eukaryota, Metazoa, Chordata, Actinopteri, Salmoniformes, Salmonidae. The record is from the annotation of a GenBank genome assembly.
AUGCUAGGACUUCAGUUCUUUAAAUAUUUUAGAGGGAUUUGUCGGCUUCAAAUAGUGCUUGUAGCUGAAAACAUCAAUGUGCGAACUGCACGAAGUCCCUCGCUGAAUUUGACCAAAGCUCGUCAAAACAGUUGCUGCUACUUCUCUGUGUUACCUCAAGGUCUGGUAAACUUAAAUGAAAUGCAGCGGGUCACUUGGACUGAUUAUGCUGUCGAGCUCGAAACGAACAACAUGGAACAUGGCAACGACCACCUGCUGUCACCUGCACAUGAUGCAUCAACUGAUCCAGUUGCUGCAGAGGAGAGUCACUUGCAUUGUAAUGUGAAGGAUAUCAUUGCCCCUGGUGAGAAAUAUAUAGCCUACCAUCUGUGAUGCUUGUUUUCACUACAUGUAUAAUCACUGAAAUAGAAAACUCACAAAUUAUGAUUAGAGAAUUGUGUGAAAGUACUAUUCUCAUUGUCUGACAUCAAAGGGAAAGUGCAUCCCACAGUAAUGUAUUGGAUGACAUGCUGCACAAACAGAUAGAACCCCCUUUGUUUCCAUCCAAGUACAGUAUGUUGUUAUUAUGUACUGUCUUAGUGGUGGCCAGUGUCAUGGCCUAAUAUCAGAAUUAUAGUAUCUUCACUCUCACAGUGCAUCACAAGAUGUCUGACCUUCUAGCAUACUGUUUACAUGCUUGUUGUUGUCAAAGGGUAAUUCCAUGGUAACAGAAUUACACUCAGACUCAGAUUUUUCACUUUAAAAUGUAUACCAAACAAAAACCAUUGAUUUCAAUGUUUAACAAACCAUAGAAAUCUGUGCACAAUGACCAUAUAACUCUAUGCACAAUCACUAUUACACAGUAAAUAAAAAAUGUUUUACUGGAAAAAAUGUUUGGUAACAGACUUAGGGUAAAAUCUCCCUCAGUUUUCUUCUGGUACCAAACUUUGUAUCUGCAUUGUUCUUCCUGUAAAUGUGUUUUUGUAAAAAUUUCUGUGGAAAUUGUACAAAAUUGAACUUGUGCAUAGAGUUAUAUGGUUAGUUAUAACUUUGAAAUCAAUGGUUUUUGUUUGGUUUACAUUUUUUAAGUGAAAGGUCUGUGUCUCAGCGUAAUUUCAUUACCUUGGAAUUGCCCCAAAGCAGAACAGUGGAUGGGGUGGAGUCACACACACAAUCCGUGCAGUCAGACCAUAAAUUGUAGAAUGAUCCAUUUUUGCUGUUACUCAACUACUUCCAAGGAAUAGCUUAUAUUCACUAGCUACAAACAUUCAUUACAUUCACACAGCAUCCAGAUACUUGGAGAGCCUUUUUCUUGAAAAGUAUGUCUGAGGUAUUUGAAGGAUCCAGCUUAGCCUUUCACAUGCUGUCAUCAUCUCCCCCUUGUUCCUCAGAACAUGAUAUAGUGAAGAGGAUCAAGAAGAAACCCAAAAAGCCACGUGGAAGGAAACACAAGUCUAAGUCAUCAGAAUGUUCUGACAAUUUUAUGUCAGAACUUCCAUUCACAAGUACAGCAAUAUGGAAGGACCUUGGCUGUAAGUAAACCGUUUAUGCCAUAUUAUUUGUUUUGCAGUUGAAUCCAGGCUAACUCAAAUCAACAUGUCCAGACUAAAAUAACAUAGUUAGUUGUAACAUACCUUCAUUGAGAGGAUGUGUUCAAUAGUUCCCAUAGUGUGACCAGUUGAUGGUAUUUUCCAUUUUAACUGGCCGGGCGAGUAGGAGAGCAGUAAUUUGACUAGCGGCACCAACUCUGUAAGUCAAUAAUGACUGGUUAUUUGUAGUUGCCAGUUGAUGCAAGGAUCUUCCUUGUACCGCAGCUGCCCUUGCAUUCAAAUUUCCUCCAGCUGCCUACUGGCGAUGAAUAAUGCAUUGUUGACUUGACUGGCAGUUGGUUUUACAGGAGGGCAGUCAAAUCCAACUACAGAAUAAUGGAAUCACACAUUUGCCUCUUGUACAACACUAAUAUCGUUGUGUUACAUUUCCCCCAGUCACCAAGCCAGAGGCCAAAUUGAAAAUUAAACGAAAGAGAGGUGCAAGUGGUCGGGUAGAAAGUGAGGAGGAUGCAGAUACAAAGAAAAAGAAGGAAACACAACGCCCAAACUACUUUGUUUCAAUACCCAUCACAAAUCCCAAGGUACAAUUUAGUGAUAUAUUUUUAUUGAGAAAUGCAUUUUUAUUCUAUUUUAUUUGGGGAUAUUUCUCUAUAUAGUGUCUCCAUAUAUCACUAUAUUUAGAAUACAUACUGCAUGUGAUCACAAAACAACUGCUACUUACUAUUGCCCCCUAUCUUUGAUAAACACAGAUAUUAAACUGUUUUCUAAAAUGUUGUUGUGCCGUCUCGACACUGACCGAAGCGCGUUUGUUAAAAAGCGUUUAUCCUUGUAUAACCUCCGUCGACUAUUACAUAUCUUAGAUGCUAAAUUCAGCUUCAUCUCAAGCUAUAAAAUGUAUCUAACCGAAUCAGCCCUAUUGCCUCUCAAGACCCCGAUGGAGGACUCCAUCCCUACUUACGGAAUCCCAAUCGUUUCCCAUUUUAAAUAUUUGGGAGUAGAUAUAUUUCCUUCCUUGGAUAAAACCAUUGUCAGAAACUAUAACAGAACGCUCAAAUCAAUUUAAUCCGACCUCAGUAUAUGGAAUAAUAUCCCAGUUACUUUAACCGGCAGAAUAUCUCUGUCAAAAUGAAUAUAUUGCCUCGGCUGAAUUUCUGUAGUUCAAUGCGUCGCAUGGCUUCCCCUUCUGGCUAUUGGGAUUAAAUUCUUAGUGUGGUUUCAAAAUGUAUAUGUCAAGGUAGACGAUCCCGGAUAAACUUAACACAUUGACAAAGGGGGGAAAGAUGUAGGAGGACUAUUCUUACCAAACUUUAAAUUAUAUUUCCAGGCACUAGCAUUUCGCCCCAUCCUAAAUUGAUUUAAACAUGAUUCUUCUGCCCCCUGGCUGAGUAUAGAGAGGAAAUAUGGUGUCUCCUAUUACCCUGGAAGAGGUGGCGUUUACUGAUACUGUGUAUCCCUUAAACAAUGUAAACUACGCUUUGGUCCUAUUAUUGCUUACACAAUUUAUAUUUGUUCGUAAUGUAAAAAAACGAUGUAACUGGGAAUCAAAACAGCAUGCCCAUACUCCAAUAUUUCACGAUCUGGAGAGCGGCCUUUUGCAUCCCCCCCAUGGUCCAAAUGUGGAAUCCUUACCGAUGUCAUGGACAGUAAUGGUUUGACAACAUUCCAAGAUUUGAAAGAUACAUACACAUUACCAGGCAACUCCUUUUUUCUAUAUUUCCAAUUUAGGUCAGCUAUGCUGGAAACCCAACUACCGAACCAUCCAAUGAUUAGAUUUAUAUAUAAAUUAUCUGGGCUCCCGAAAGGACUGAUCUCUAUAAUAUAUAAACAACUUUUGGAAAUCAGGUAGGCACAUUCCUUCAUAUGAUGUAGGAGUGCCCUGCAGUUAAAUGCUCUCUGGUUAUUAUAUUUAAAUGCUGGAACUGAAUGGCAAGAGGAUGAAUGGCGUGUUCUACUUGUGCAGAUCAGUGAAGGUGUGGGGGUGGUGCAGGCGCUGGUGAUGCAGAGAGACUCCAGACUCACGCGGGCUCUGGUGCCUGUGGGCAGUCUCCACAUCACGCUGCUGGUGACCCACUUGGCCAGUCAAGAGGAAGUCAACUUGUGAGUGUCUGCAGCUGAUCUCAACUAUUUCAACCAGAUAGCCACCCUGUUUAUAGGGAUAGUAGUAGAAUAAUUCUAAUGUCUGUUUCUAUGUCCUACACAUUUUAUUAACAAAACUGAUAAAACGACACCUUUUGGAACGAUGCAGACUGUGAGGAGACACACACACACACACACUCUACACACACGUAUGUAUGGUGGUAUUAUAAAUGUUGUAUUUUAGAUAUGUAGUGGUGUAAUAAUGUUAUAUGGAAUUUUUAAUUUUUGCCCUUAAUUUGUUUGGACCCCAGGAAGAGCUAAUGGGGAUCCUUAAUAAAUGAAACAAUUUGUAACGACAAUAUUGAUUAAACUAUAAUUUGUCAAUAGGUUAAAAUAAAUAAAAUCUGAAAACAUACAGUAAACAACAACGUCCUCUUUUUUUAACCUCUAAAACCACUGAAUAUAUAUAGGCCUAGUAUCUCCCUAUGAUAAACAAAUGGUUACAGAUCUGACUGUGUACACAUCCCUGGCAAUUUAUCUUUGCAUCACUAAAUACUGCAGGGAUGAAUGACGUAUUAGCCUGAAUGGCUAGUGUGUGAGCAUGGUGUGGUGGGAAGAGAAAGAGGAUGGAGAGAGGAUGUAGAGGGGAUUAAUGACAUGGGAUUGAUCUGGCUGUUGUGCUGUGCUGACUGCAGGGCGGCGUGUGCAGUGGCCCAGAUGAAGGCAGAGCUGCAGGACCUGCUGCGGGGGCGGGAGCUCAUCCUGCCCUUCCACGGCAUCGGACACUUCAGGAAUGAGGUGGCGUUCGUAGAGCUGGCCCAGGGAGAACACCUCGCCACGCUGGCCCAGAUCACAGGUGGGUGCUAAUGCUAGUCGGCUACUGUUCCCCCACCCACUCUCCUUUUUUUUUUCCAUCCUCCUGCUUCUCUCUCGUGUGCGUAAUCUUUGACGUCACUUACCGUGCCUUGCUAGCUAUAUGUUAGUCGUAUAUGGAUUUGAGCUGGGCUGGGCUGCCAAUUCAGGAUACAUCUGUUAUGUAUGAGGAUUUCCAAGGGUCAGCCCUCAGCACAGUUUUGUUUACCCAUUUGAAAUGCUUUCUGUUCAUAAAAUAAUAUUUAAUGUUUAGCUUUUUUCUCUCUUUAGCAAAAUCUGAUAUAUUGGUAUUAUUUGUUAACUUUUCACGUAUUACUUACUGUUUCCAAUUAAACUGUGUUUUUUAGAUGGAGAAAGCUUCCCUAAAUACAGACACUAAUGAAUUAUGUUAUCAGCAGCUGUCCUGCCCAUUCCUGUACUUCCACUAACCGCUAUACCCCCGCCCUCUUCUUUUCUCUCCUCUCCUCCUAUUGAUUAUCUCUUUAUUUUACACCAUCCUGGGCUAAAGUUGCUCUCUCCCUCGCGGUCCUGCAUUGCAAAUAGAUCUGCUGUUGUUUUUCCCAUCACCCUCUCUCUCUCCCCGUCUCUGGUCAUUCGCUCCAGGGGUUGUGAGGAAAACAUUUGAGGAGAAAGGCCUCUCGUCCGGCGACGGCAAAGCGUUCAAGCCCCACCUUACCUUCAUGAAACUGUCCAAAGCUCCUAAGCUACGCAGUCAGGUGAGCCUCAUCACUCCUCAUCACUCCUGCUGGAAUGGCAUGCAUAGAGAACAACACAGACUCAGACAGACUGAAACAACAGGCUGAGUCAUUCACAGCUAGGUGUACAUUUGUAUUCUGGCUCGUAUUAAUCUUGAUUGACUUAAAUCAACUGAAAUGAAUGUUAAUGGCUGUCUGGAGUCUUCGAUACAAGACCAAAGGCCUUACGAUAAUGUAAUUGCUUAUAAUAAUGUGUAUUAUCAUGAAAUAACAGUCUCUGCAUGAUCAUUCAGUGACUUGGGAAUGAAAAUCAGUAGUUGUGGAGCGUAUAAAGGAUUAUACCCUAUAAAAAUACAGUGAUACAAAAUGAGUAAAAGUUAGUCCUGUGAUACUGGAGCUUUUAAAUGGCUUUAGUCUACGUCACUGUCCCGUGGAAGGAAGCAGGCCCUUUGAUAAAAUUGUAAACAAUGAUGUUCACUUUGAGAGAAUGUAGAUUUGUAACAGCGGUCCACUCUGUGUGACAUGUUUACCAUCGUGGCUAAGUGACUGAUGGUUAUGGUUACCAUCGUGGCUAAGUGACUGAUGGUUAUGGCAGCAGAUAGAUAUUAAUAGAUGGUCUGGUCUGGCAGGAGGGAUGAGGAUUUGACCUGGGGGUUGGAGUGAAAAAUGGGAGCUGCCAGCUUAAUCUGUUUGUUGGUGGUGGAUGACACAUUUCCUGCGUGUUCCUCCUAUGUGUGCACGUGUUACUGUGUGGGGUCAGGGUGGAUGGGUGUGUUCAAGAACAUCCAUAUCUGGUCAGACGUGACAGCGAGCACAUCCCCAUGUCUCUGUGUGUCUGCCUGUGUUGUCUCCCAGGGUGUGAAGAAGCUGGACCCUGAGCUGUACUCUGACUACGCUCAGCAUCAUUUUGGAGACGAGAGGGUGAUCAGGCUGGACCUCUGCUCAAUGUUGAAGAAAAAGAUGCCAGAUGGAUACUACCACCAAGAGGCCUCCGUUACAUUC